Messenger RNA from Oldenlandia corymbosa var. corymbosa, 1262 nucleotides. The record is from the annotation of a GenBank genome assembly. NCBI's taxonomy places the organism in Eukaryota, Viridiplantae, Streptophyta, Magnoliopsida, Gentianales, Rubiaceae.
GUAGAAAGGACCUAUUUCACAUAAGUAGAAAAGCUAAGGAGGUAAAAAUGUAAUGACAUGAAAUAAAAACGAACGUCAAAAUCGAACCUUAAAAGAGUAUCAUUGACGAAAGACGAGCGUGAAAAAAAACUUGGAAAAUCUACGAAAAUUAAGCUGUGGAAUCAAUCAGUUUAUGAACUCCGUGAGAAGGGUUUUAGAUGGGAAGCAGGGGAAGAAAUGAUGUGAAGUACAGAAACCCGUGUCUGACGAUGCAUCAGCCAUGGGCUUCUUUGCUUGUUUAUGGUAUUAAGCGUGUUGAAGGAAGAUCUUGGCCUGCCCCGAUACGAGGACGUCUCUGGAUCCAUGCUGCAAGUAAAGUUCCAGAACAGGAGACAAUUAAAGCAAUGGAAGACUUCUACAGAGAAAUAUAUGCUGUUGAUGGAAUCACAGAUAUCAAAUUUCCAGAGCAUUAUCCAACGUCCAGAUUGUUAGGAUGUGUGGAGGUGGUUGGAUGUGUCACCCGUGAAGAGCUGACAUCCUGGGAGGAGGUUCCUGAAGGGGUAAGACUAGAAGGACAAACGGACUUUUGUUGGCUUUGUGAGCAACCGCAGAAACUUAUAGUUCCUUUUGAGAUGAGAGGUUUCCAAGGAGUUUAUAACCUUGAACGCAAGAUAUACGAGUCUGCGGCGAGAGGUCUUAUGCUAGUUACACCUCCUUAUCCAGUGAAGUGUCCCCUUCCAAAUCCACGAGAUGCUUUCUCCUUGAAACCCCGUUCGCUUGCUUCUUCAUUAAACAUCUCCGGUUCUUCAAAGUCGGAAAAAUCUGAAAGUCUUACUGCAGCGAUUGCCGGCGCCCGUGCAGCAGCUACACAAUUCUCAAAGAAUCAUGAUGUCAUCCAGUUCAAUGAAGUAAAGGGAGGAGAUGAACCCAUUUCUUCAAGAACUAGGAGGAGUGCUACAUGAGCAGAAGGUAUAACUUGGAAGCUGCAUUGUACAGAUUAGAGCAGCAAGUAAUACUUGCCAAGUACCAAGUAGCGUUUGCCCCAAAAGAAUUAGUUAUACUUGUUCCUUACGGUUGAAUUUCUCUAUUGUUCGAUACUCUUGAAAACAAAUUCUUGAAAUUGUAAGUUAGAAUUGCCUGGCAAACUCAUUUGGUGGACACACUAAAAGAAUAUUAGCCAAGUUUCCGUAAAACUGCAUUCCCUUGGGGGCAAGAACUCAAUUCGUGACUAAUUUUUCAUUUCUUAAAUCGUCCAUAAUUAUUAAACGUUCCUUUUGUCACCA